This is a messenger RNA of Thamnophis sirtalis, 1346 nucleotides long. NCBI's taxonomy places the organism in Eukaryota, Metazoa, Chordata, Lepidosauria, Squamata, Natricidae. The record is from RefSeq and is a predicted model, not a curated record.
UCUCUACUACUUGGAUCUCAAGAUAGGAAUCCACCACUUUUGCCCGUCCCAAAGGCCUUGGUCACCUCCGAAAAGCAGCCCCCCCGAAAGAUCUUAAUUGAUCUUCGGCCCCUCCUGGAGAACGCCAUGGAUCCACUGGACUCUUGGGAAAAGAAACCAUUGGAGAAACAGCAGCUGCAGGAGAGGUGUCCUCCUCCCACCUCUGGUGACUCCAGACAUGAGGGUCUCCUGGGUGGAGGAGGAGGAGGUGGAGAUCAGGCUACCGAAAGGCCUGCCGAUUUUCACAAGGAUCGUGAGAUUCCCAGAGUUCAUCUCUUCUUGCCUCCUGUUGGAGCCUCCAAGCUUUACAGGAAGAAGAUUAAGGUCUCCAAAAGAAGCAUUUGGGUACCUCCAGGAGAAUCAACCCAGCUUCGGAAAAUCACCUUGCCUGCCAUCCAACCACAGUUCCAAAUGCCACUUCUCUUCUCCAAGACUAACCUCCAGAACCAUGCUCCACUCCAGGAAAAGAGACCAGCAGAGUCAGAAAGAAGACCAGAAGAAGCUUCUUGGGGGCCGCCCACCGCUUCCUCACCGGAUUUUCAACUUCCCACCCAACUGCUUUUGCAAAAGCUGCAGGAAACUACAACUAGUCACGACCAUCUGCUGAUUGCAAAGGUCCUGCGUUCCUUGCGGGAAGAGCUGCUGGGGAGCAAAUCAGAUCAGAGGGAGAAGCAGGAGGACUUCCUGGAGCUUCCUCGGAUUCAGUCCUGGAAACAUGGCAAAAGAGACAUGGGAGAGAAGGCCUUUGAUGCCACUGAUAUGGAGACAGCCAAGAACAGGUUAAUUAGAUUGAUCAGGAAUCACAACAGCUUUCCUCAAGGCACAGGUGUGUUACAAGUGGCCCCAGGACCUUGAGUUGCUACCUCAGAAGAAUCCAGCAGGAUUAACAGAAAAAACUCACGCCUGGAUCCCCAUAGAAACACAUUCAAAGGCUGGAAAUCCAUCACCUGUAUCCAGUUCCUGCUAUCAUCAUCAUUUAACAACACCAUAAUCCAUUGCGGGGUGGAAUCUGGACGACUGAAUGGAACUAGCUGUCAAAUUUCCUAAUGUUGCCCUAAUUAAUUCAUAAUUAUCGAGUCAAGUUUUUAAUUAAAAAAAACAGUGAUUUAUUUGGUGCUCCAUUAGGCAAUAUCUGUUCGCAGUCAAGCCUGUCCUUUGAUUGUCUUCUGAACUUUACCCCUGUUCCUUCCCUCCUUCCUUCCCAGUCUGUGUCAUAGAUCACAUUCCCCUGUAAGAUGCACCCUUCCCAAGCCGGCUGCAGUAAUCUGAGAUCCGACUUCAGCCGACAGUAUGCGUGUGUUGUCAUA